UUGGUUGGCGGCUGCCGCGGCGUUUCACUUCUAAACCUUGAGGUUUGUUGUAUUAUCUUUCUAUUAGCCGUUGUUUGAUUGAUUUUACGUUACAAUAAGUUCAUUGUAAAAUAAUUGUAUUUGACUGUGAGAGUGUGCGGCAGUUGUCGAUACUUUUAUGAAAUUAUGUGAGUUCUAGAAUUAUAUAUUUAAAGUUCUAAUAGAUUCAUUAACAAUGACGGCUAGUUCAGAUACAAUUGCUGUACCAACUACAAAAGUAAUUCAAGUAACUAAUAUUGCUCCUCAAGCAACUAAAGAUCAAAUGCAAACACUGUUUGGAUCAAUAGGUAAGAUUGAAGAUAUUCGGUUGUAUCCUCAGAUUCGAGAUGUGUCAGUUCCAGUACAGUCUCGUAUUUGUUAUGUAAAAUAUUUUGAUUCUCUCUGUGUUGCUGUGGCACAACAUUUAACUAAUACAGUUUUUAUUGAUCGUGCUCUGAUUGUUACACCUUAUCAGUCUUCUGUUGGCGAGAUACCUGAUGAGUACAGAGCAUUAGAUAUAGCUAACCAAGCAAAUGUUGUACCUGGCUUGUAUCCAUCAGAUCCUAAGCUUCCACCACAUGUUGUUAACCAGAUAGAAGGCAUUCCUCCAAAUCAAGUUAUAGUUACUCAUGAUCCUGUGUUGGCAUCGAAUGGUUUGCCACCAUAUCCCCCUCUGCCUAUUACAUAUGAUGCUAGACGUAUUGAAGAAAUAAGAAGAACUUUGGUAGCCAUUAAUGUUGAUGAAAAUGUAACUGAUGAUGAAUUAAUAAAUUUUUUUCAAAAAUCAGCAGGUGAUGUUAAGUAUGUAAGAUGGUGCAGUAGAGAAAAUGAUAUUACUCGUUAUGCUCUUAUAGAAUUUUCUGAACAAGCUAGUAUAAUUGCUGGGUUAAAACUAAAUGGAAUGACUAUUGGUUCUCGGCCUGUUCAAGUUACACAUGCUACUCAAGCAAUUGCUAAACCUAUGGCUAAGAGUAAUGAAGCUGCUCAAAGAGAAAUAGAAGAAGCCAUGACAAGAGUGAAAGAAGCUCAAAGUCUAAUAUCUGCAGCUAUUGAUCCAGUAAUUGGUAUUUUAUCUAAAGAUAAGAAACAUAGUCAUUCUCAUAGGCGAUCUCGAUCUAGGUCUCAUGGUAGAAGCCGUCGAAGAUCAUCAUCUAGAUCACGUAGAGGGCAUUCUAGAUCAAGAAGGAGACGAUCAAGAUCACGUUCAAGACGCCGUUCUAGAUCAAGAAAAAGGUAUAGAAGUAGAGAUAGAAGUAGGGAAAGGCCAUCUAGAGAAAGGAAAAGAUCAAGAUCAAGAAAAAAAUCUAGAUCUAGAGAUAGAAAACGAAAGUCUUCUAGAGAUAAACGCAGAUCAAGGUCUAAAUCCAGACGUCGAUCACGAUCAAGAAGUCGUAGGAAAGAUAAAAAGUAUUCUUCAAAAAGAAAAGAAGAAAAAUCAGAAAAACGUAAAGAGAAAGAUAAGAAAAAAGAUAAUACUCCUACUAUUAUAUCUGAGAUAGAAAAAAGAGAUAAAUCUAAAACUCCUGAAAAAGAAAAAUCAAGGUCUGCUACUCCUCCAAAAAGCAGUUCUCGUAGUCCCCAUUCAUCUAGUAAAUCGCCUAGACGUAGUAGUUCUUCUGGUAGAGGAAAAACUGCUGAACCUACUAAGAGUCGUUCUUCAAGUCAUAUUAGGCAUACUCUUUCUCCUAAAAGGUCUAGAACAAGAACACCUCCUCGUAAACGUGUUAGUAGAUCACCUCGUAGAAGCCGUUCACCUAAAAAACGCAGUAGAAAGUCUAGUUCAUCACAAAGGAGAACUAGAAAACGAAGUAGAAGCCACAAAUCUCGUUCUCCAGACAAGAGACGUAAACAUACUCGUUCACCUAAAAGGCGAUCACAAUCUUCUAGAUCACCUCCCCCAAGAAGGGUUAUUAGAACACCUCCAUCUAGAAGUCCACAAUCCCCUGUAAGAUCUUUGUCUAGAUCUCCAGUUAGAACCAAAAGGAGUACUUCAGUUGAUAGAAAAAGAAGUUUAUCUGUUGAUAGAAGUAGGAGAAGCAUGUCUAUAGAUCGUAAAUCUCGAUCUGAUAGUAAAAGCAGGAGUGGCUCCCCAAUAUCUACCAGAAGUAGAUCUCCUGGUUGGAGAAAAAGUGAAUCUAGAUCUCCUGCUAAACGAAGAAGUACUUCUUACACUCCAUAAAUAACUUUUUUAUUACUGCAGCAUGUAAUUACAAUUUAAUUUAGUAAUGAAGCUUAAUGUAUUAACUGAAAUUAUUUAUGUUAACUGUAGCUGAAAUUAAAAAUAAUUUGUUUUUUAUUGUAUUGCUUACUCUAAAAUUGUAUGUUGAUAUUCUGAAAAAUAUACUUAAAAAUUUUUAA
Molecule: messenger RNA, 2376 nt
Organism: Daktulosphaira vitifoliae (grape phylloxera)
Lineage: Eukaryota; Metazoa; Arthropoda; Insecta; Hemiptera; Phylloxeridae
Gene: Srp54
Product: probable splicing factor, arginine/serine-rich 7
Exons: 1
Coding region: 215-2197 (660 amino acids)
Cellular component (GO): nucleoplasm
Molecular function (GO): RNA binding
Source: RefSeq, a predicted model, not a curated record